AUGCAUGACAGAGGAAAGGGUGUUAAGGGUCUGCAUGACACUGCAAAGGAUGUUGAGGGUCAAAAGGGUAGUAACUCAAAAGGUAAGGGGUUGUUGUGGAAGAAAGAGAUGUUGGGGAAUGUGAGAGAGAAUCUGGACCAGAAAAGAAAGUCAAAAAGGUAUCAAUUGGGAGUGAAAAGGUUGACUGCUUCUAGGGCAAAAAGUAGAGCAAAGAAACUGCUUGAAGGAGAUUACACCCAACAAUGUGCAAGGUUGAGAGAUUACUGUUUGGAGUUGCAGCAGAGAAACCCAAACACAACAAUCAGAAUUGGGACAAAUGUAGAAGCAAACCCUAAUUCAGAAACAAGACAGUUCAAGAGGAUCUAUAUCUGCUUGGGGCCAUUAAAAGAAGGAUUCGAGGCUUGUAGGAGAGACCUGCUAGGAUUUGAUGGAGCCUUUAUGAUAGGUCCAUAUCCAGGACAAGUUCUAACUACAGUUGGGGUAGAUCCUAACAAUGGAAUCUAUCCCCUUGCAUAUGCUAUAGUUGAGGCAAAAUGUUUUAAUUCAUGGAGAUGGUUUCUAGUUUGCUUGGGAGAAGACCUAGAUCUAUCUCCACAAAGUAAUUUCACUUUCAUGUCAGACAGGCAGAAGGGUUUGGUACCAGCAAUUGCAAAACUAUUUCCAGUGGCUGAACAUAGAUUUUGCUUAAGGCAUAUCUAUGAAAACAUGAGUAGAACUUUUAGGGGUGAAAUCAUAAGAGACUUGCUAUGGAAGUGUGCAAUCAGUACUACCGAGCAGGAUUUUGAAGCUGCAAUGGAGGAGUUGAGACAACAAAAUGAAGGUGCUUAUAACUAUUUGAAGGCAGUACCUCCCCACCACUGGAGCAGGGCACAUUUUUCAGGCAGGGCACAUUGUGAUAUACUAUUGCACAAUAUUUGUGAGAGUUUCAAUAGUAAGUUGGUUGAGGGUAGGGAGAAACCAAUAAUUAGUUGCCUAGAGUAUAUUAGGGAGUAUCUCAUGAAAAGGAUUGUCAUUGUUCAAAAGAUAAUUGAUACACAGAAGGGUCCAUUGACACCUACAGCUUCUGCAUUAUUUGAGUCCAUUAAGAAUGCUGCAAACCAUUGUACUGCUUUAUGGAAUGGAUCACAUAGAUUUCAGGUUAAGGAUUCAUACAGGGAUCAAUGUGUAGUUGAUAUACAGGAGAGGACAUGUAGUUGCAGAAAGUGGCAAUUGACUGGUAUGCCCUGCAAGCAUGCAGUUUGUGGUAUUUGGAAUGCUAGAGAUAAUUCUGUGCAUGACACAAUAGUUGAGGAUUGGGUUGAUCCAUGCUAUAGGUUAGAUACAUGGAAAGAGGUUUAUAGUUUUAAGGUGGAGCCUGUCACUGGAUCUUUUUCAUGGCCAAAGAAUAAUUGUCCAACUAGGCUUCUCCCUCCUGUUCAUAAGACUCAAGUUGGCAGACCUAAGAAACUAAGAAGGAAGAGUGUCAUGGAACUAGAAGAAGGAAAAAUGGUUAAAAAUGGUAAGCUUACAAGGACUGGGAAGACACAAUAG
Molecule: messenger RNA, 1530 nt
Organism: Erigeron canadensis
Lineage: Eukaryota; Viridiplantae; Streptophyta; Magnoliopsida; Asterales; Asteraceae
Exons: 3
Coding region: 1-1530 (509 amino acids)
Molecular function (GO): zinc ion binding
Source: RefSeq, a predicted model, not a curated record